AUGGCGGACUCCAGAAGCGGUGUGCAGGGCUCUCUGCUGGAGCUGCAGGAGUUCUUGUCCACCGCGGACCACUACAGCGCUGCCACGGCCAGCUAUCAGCUGAUCCGCGGCCUGGGGCAGGAGUGCGUGCUAAGCACCAGCCGGGCUGUGCUGGCGUUACAGACUUCCUUAAUUUUUUCCAAAGAUUUUGGUUUGCUUGUAUUUAUUCGGAAAUCGCUUAGCAUUGAUGAAUUUCGUGAUUGUAGAGAAGAAGCCCUAAAAUUUUUAUGUGUUUUCUUAGAAAAAAUUGACCAGAAGAUCACACCUUAUUCUCUUGAUGUUAAGACUACUUGUACCAGUGUAUAUACAAAAGACAGAGCUGCUAAAUGUAAAAUUUCAGCCCUAGAUCUUCUCAUUAAGUUACUUCAAACUCUGAGGAGUUCUAGGGUCAUGGAUGAAUUUAAAGUUGGAGAAUUAUUUAAUAAAUUCUAUGGAGAACUUGCAUUGAAAACCAAAGUACCAGAUACAGUUUUAGAAAAAGUAUAUGAGUUCCUAGGAGUAUUAGGUGAAGUGCAUCCUAGUGAAAUGAUAAAUUAUUCAGAAAACCUUUUCCGGGCAUUUCUUGGUGAACUGAAGACGCAGAUGACAUCCGCAGUCCGAGAACCCAAACUCCCCGUGGUGGCUGGCUGUCUGAAGGGACUGGUCUCACUUCUGUGCAACUUCACCAAGUCCGUGGAAGAAGAUCCACAGACUUCAAGGGAGAUUUUUGAUUUUGCACUCAAAGCAAUUUGUCCUCAGAUUGAUCUGAAGAGAUAUGCUGUGCCUUUGGCCGGCCUGCGCUUAUUUACCCUGCAUGCUUCUCAGCUUAGCACCUGCCUUCUAGACAACUGUGUGUCUUUAUUUGAAGUACUGUCAAAGUGGUGCAGCCACACAAACAUAGAACUGAAGAAAGCUGCGUAUUCAGCCUUGGAGUCCUUUCUGAAACAGGUUUCUUACAUGGUGGCAAAAGACGCGGAGGCACACAGGAGUAAGCUGCAGUACUUUAUGGAGCAGUUCUAUGGGAUCAUCAGGAACGUAGAUUCAAACAACAAAGAAUUAUCCAUUGCUAUUCGUGGAUAUGGCCUUUUUGCAGGACCCUGCAAGGUUAUAAAUGCAAAAGAUGUUGACUUCAUGUACGUUGAGCUCAUUCAGCGCUGCAAGCAGAUGUUCCUCGCCCAGAUGGACACCAUUGAUGACCAUGUUUAUCAGAUGCCAAGUUUCCUCCAGUCCAUCGCAAGUGUCCUGCUUUACCUGGACACGGUUCCUGAGGUGUACACUCCAGUUCUAGAACAUCUCAUGGUGGUGCAGAUAGACAAUUUCCCACAGUACAGCCCCAAAAUGCAGUCAGUCUGUUGUAAAGCUAUAGUGAAAGUCUUCUUAGCCCUCGCAGAAAAAGGACCAGUUCUCUGGAAUUGUGUGAGUGCUGUAGUGCAUCAGGGUUUAAUCAGAAUAUGUUCGAAACCAGUGAUCCUUCAAAAGGGUGCUGAGUCUGAAUCUGAGGACCAGCGGGCCUUGGGGGAAGUUCGGGCUGGCAAAUGGAAAGUGCCCACGUACAAGGACUAUGUGGAUCUUUUCAGACAACUCCUGACCUGUGACCAAAUGAUGGAUUUUAUUUUAGCCGAUGAAACAUUUCUCUUUGUGAAUUCCUCUCUUCAAAGUCUGAAUCGUUUACUCUAUGAUGAAUUUAUGAAAUCUGUGCUGAAGAUUGUGGAGAAAUUGGAUCUUACACUAGUAAAGCAGACUGGGGAACAAGAGGAUGGAAACGAGACUGCUCAUGUUUGGGUGAUCCCGACUUCAGAUCCAGCUGCUAACUUGCUUCCUGCUAAACCUAAAGAUUUUUCAGCUUUCAUUAACCUGGUGGAGUUUUGCAGAGAGAUUCUUCCUGAGAAGCAAGUCAGAUUCUUCGAACCGUGGGUGUACUCGUUUGCAUAUGAGUUGAUUUUACAGUCCACACGGUUGCCCCUCGUCAGUGGCUUCUACAAAUUGCUUUCCAUUGCAGUGAAAAAUGCCAAGAAAAUGAAAUAUUUUGAGGGAGUUAGUCCAAAGAGUUUGAAACACUCUCCUGAGGACCCAGAAAAGUAUGCUUGCUUUGCUUUAUUUGCAAAAUUUGGCAAAGAGGUCUCAGUUAAAAUGAAGCAGUAUAAGGAUGAACUUUUGGCUUCCUGCUUGACCUUUGUUCUGUCCCUGCCGCAUGACAUCAUUGAACUCGACUUGAAAGCUUACGUCCCUGCAUUGCAGAUGGCUUUCAAGUUGGGCCUGAGCUAUACCCCGCUGGCAGAAGCAGGUCUGAAUGCCCUCAAAGAAUGGUCACUGUACAUCCGCAAGAAUGUAAUUCAGCCUUAUUACAAAGACAUUCUUCCCUGCCUCGAUGGGUACCUGAAGACUUCCACCUUAUCAGAUGAGACCAAGAACAUCUGGGAAGUGUCAGCACUUUCCCAGGCUGCGCAGAAAGGGUUCGGUAAUGUUGUACUGAAGCAUCUGAAAAAAACCAAGAGUCUUCAUUCCAAUGAAGCAGUAUCCUUAGAAGAAAUAAGAAUCAAGGUAGUGCACAUGCUUGGAUCUCUAGGAGGACAAAUAAACAAAGACCUCGUAACAGGUAAGCUGUUUCUCUUAACCAAACUGAUCUUCAUAGCUGUCUUUGUAUUAGAGAAAAGACUCAGUUUCGCAGUGCCUUUCAGAGAGAUGAAGCCUGUCAUCCACCUGGAUCUAUUCUUGCCGCGAGUCACCGAAUUGGCUCUUUCAACUAGUGAUAGGCAAACGAAGGUGGCGGCUUGUGAACUGUUACACAGCAUGGUCAUGUUUAUGUUGGGAAAAGCCACUCAGAUCCCGGAAGGCGGGCAGGGCUUGCCACCCCUGUACCAGCUCUACAAGCACACAUUUCCCGUGCUGCUUCGCCUUGCAUGUGAUGUGGAUCAGGUGACAAGGCAACUGUACGAGCCACUUGUGAUGCAGCUGAUUCACUGGUUCACUAACAAUAAGAAAUUUGAAAGUCAGGAUACUGUCGCCUUACUAGAAGCCAUACUGGAUGGAAUUGUGGACCCUGUUGACAGCACUUUAAGAGACUUUUGUGGUCAGUGUAUUGGAGAGUUCCUUAAAUGGUCCAUUAAACAAACAACGCCACAGCAGCAGGAAAAGAGUCCAGUGAACACCAAGUCCCUUUUCAAGCGUCUGUACAGCUUUGCGCUUCACCCCAACGCCUUCAAGAGGCUUGGAGCCUCACUUGCCUUUAACAACAUCUACCGGGAAUUCAGGGAGGAAGAAUCUCUGGUGGAACAGUUCGUGUUCGAAGCUUUGGUGAUAUACCUGGAGAGCCUGGCCUUGGCACACGCGGAUGAGAAGUCCUUAGGUACAGUUCAACAGUGCUGUGAUGCUAUCGACCACCUAAGGCGCAUCAUUGAAAAGAAGUAUGUUUCUUUAAACAAAGCAAAAAAGCGUCGUUUACCAAGAGGGUUCCCACCUUCAGCGUCACUGUGUUUACUGGAUUUGGUCAAGUGGCUUUUAGCUCGCUGUGGAAGGCCCCAAACAGAAUGUCGGCACAAGUCCAUAGAACUUUUUUAUAAGUUUGUUCCUUUACUGCCAGGCAACAAAUCUCCUUCUUUGUGGUUGAAAGAUGUUAUUAAGGAGGAAGAUGCUUCUUUUCUCAUAAACACAUUUGAGGGGGGCGGCAGCAGCCAUGCCCGGCCCUCAGGAAUCCUUGCUCAGCCGACCCUCUUCCACUUGCAAGGACCGUUCAGCCUGCGAGCAGCCCUGCAGUGGCUAGACCUGCUCCUGGCAGCGCUGGAGUGCUACAACACAUUCAUUGAGGAGAAGACUGUGGAAGCACGUGAGGUCCUAGGUACCAAAACCGAUUCUUCACUUUGGAAGUCAGUGGCUUUCUUUUUAGAAACUAUUGCUAUGAAUGAUUUCACAGCAGCAGGAAAGUGCCUUGGCACCGGGGCGGGGGGCGCCCAACCCAGCCCACACGAGGAGGAAAGGUACAACUACAGUAAAUGCACAGUCGUGGUACGGAUUAUGGAGUUUACCACAACGCUGCUCAACACCUCCCCAGAAGGAUGGAAGCUCCUGGAGAAGGAUUUGUGUAAUACAAGCCUUAUGAAACUCUUGGUGAAAACCGUGUGUGAGCCUGUGAACAUCGGUUUCAAUACUGGUGACGUCCAGGUUAUGGACCGUCUUCCGAGUGUUUGUGUGAACCUAAUGAAAGCACUGAAGAAGUCCCCGUACAAAGACACCCUGGAGACUCACCUGAGGGAAAAAGUAACAGCACAGAGCAUUGAGGAGCUUUGUGCCAUUGACUUGUGUGACCCUGAUGCCCACCUGGAGAGGACCAGGCUGGCGUCUGUUGUGUCGGCCUGUAAGCAGCUCCACAGAGCUGGCUUCUUACACAGUAUCUCAUCAUCUGAGUCUGCAGCGCUGCGUCACUCUACUGGCACAAGACUUCUCUCCCUGGUUUAUGAAGGCAUCACACCAGGAAAGGAAGGGCAGCAUCUGUUGUCGCUGGACCCCAGCUGUAAGCGUCUGGCCACUGGACUUCUGGAGCUGGCCUUUGCUUUUGGAGGACUGUGUGGGCACCUGCUGAGUCUGCUCCUGCGUGCAGCGCCACUGUCCACACCAUCCUUGCGUAGGUCACAGACGAGUGUCGUCAACUUCUCCCAUGGGGAGUAUUUCUAUAGCUUAUUCUCAGAAACAAUCAAUGCUGAGCUGCUGAGAAAUCUUGAUCUUAUGCCAGAGCUCAUGAAAUCAUCGGUGGAUAACCCCAAGAUGGUGAGUACCAUUUUGAAUGGCAUGUUAGACCAGAGCUUCAGGGAGCGAGCCACUCAGAAACCCCAAGGGCUGAGGCUUGUGACUGCGGUCCUGCAGAGCUGGGGGCGGUGUGACUUAUGGCGGUCCCAGGAUUCCACUCCGGAGAGCAAAAUGGCAGUGCUGGCCUUACUGGCCAAAAUUUUACAGAUUGAGUCUUCUGUGUCUUUCAAUGCAAAUCAUAGCUCGUUUGCAGACGUCUUCGCGACAUACACUAGUCUACUUGCUGAUUCAGAGCUGGGUCUACAUCUAAAGGGCCAAGCUGUGAUCCUUCUGCCGUUCUUCACCAGUCUCACUGGUGGCCACCUGGACGACCUUAAGGGUGUUCUGGAAAAGCUCAUUGUUUCCAGUUUCCCCAUGAAGUCUGAUGAAUUUCCUCCAGGAACUCUCAAGUAUAAUAACUAUGUGGACUGCAUGAAAAAGUUUCUAGAUGCACUGGAAUUAUCCCAGAGUCCCAUGCUGUUACAAUUGAUGACCGAGAUUCUUUGCCGAGAACAGCAGCACGUCAUGGAAGAAUUGUUCCAGGCCACUUUCCAAAGGAUUGCCAGAAGGAGUUCCUGUGUCACGCAGUCAGGCCUUCUGGACAGUGUGUACAGAAUGUUCAGGAGGAAUGACCUACUUUCAAAUAUGACCCGCCAAGCCUUUGUAGAUCGCUGUCUCCUCACCCUGCUGUGGCACUGCAGCCUGGAUGCUCUAAGAGAGUUCUUCAGCAGUAUCGUAGUGGAUGCCAUUGACAUGUUGAAGACCAGAUUCACAAAGCUAAACGAAUCUACCUUUGAAACUCAAAUCACCAAGAAGAUGGGUUAUUACAAGAUGCUAGAAGUGAUGUAUUCGCGUCUUCCAAAAGAUGAUGUUUACUCCAAGGAAUCUAAAAUUAAUCAAGUUUUCCAUGGCUCCGGUGUUACAGAAGGAAAUGAACUUACAAAGACACUUAUUAAGUCGUGCCACGAUGCCUUCACAGAGAACAUGGCGGGAGAGAGCCAGUUACUGGAGAGGAGAAGACGCUACCGUUGCGCCGCGUACAACUGCGCCAUCUCCGUUAUCCGCUGUGUCUUCACAGAGAUAAAGUUUUACCAAGGUUUUCUGUUUAGCGAAAAACCAGAAAAGAACUUGUUUAUUUUUGAAAAUCUGAUAGACCUGAAUCGCUGCUAUACAUUUCCCAUAGAAGUUGAGGUUCCUAUGGAAAGAAGAAAAAAGUACAUUGAAAUUAGGAAAGAAGCCAGAGAGGCUGCAAAUGAAGAUUCAGAUGGUCCUUAUUACAUGUCUUCCCUGUCAUACUUGGCAGACAGCAGCCUGAGUGAGGAAAUGAGUCAGUUUGAUUUCUCAACUGGAGUUCAGAGCUAUUCAUACAACUCUCAGGACCCUAAAUCUGCUGCUCGUUUUCGGAGACGGGAUCGUCAUGACCCUCAGGUCCCAGAUGAUGUCGUGGAGUUAGAGCUGGAUGAGCUCAAUCAGCACGAGUGCAUGGCCGCCAUGACAGCGCUGGUUAGGCACAUGCAGAGCAAUCUGGUCUCGCCCAAAGGGGAAGAGAGUUCAGUGUCAAAAGAUCUUCCUCCUUGGAUGAAGUUUCUUCAUGACAAAUUAGGAAAUCCAUCAGUGCCAUUAAAUAUUCGUCUCUUCUUAGCCAAGCUUAUUAUUAAUACAGAAGAGAGCUUUCGUCCUUACGCGAAGCACUGGCUUAGCCCCUUGCUGCAGCUGGUGGUUUCUGAAAACAAUGGAGGAGAAGGAAUUCACUACAUGGUGGUUGAGUUAGUGGCUACCGUUCUCUCCUGGACAGGCGUGGCUGCCCCGACGGGGACCCCUAAAGACGAAGUGUUAGCAAAUCGAUUGCUUCAUUUCCUAAUGAAACACGUCUUCCAUCCCAAGAGAGCUGUGUUUCGACACAACCUUGAAAUUAUAAAAACCCUUGUUGAAUGCUGGAAGGAUUGCCUCUCCAUCCCGUACAGGUUAAUAUUUGAAAAGUUUUCCAGCCGAGAUCCCAAUUCUAAAGAUAAUUCUGUAGGGAUUCAGUUAUUAGGCAUCGUGAUGGCCAAUAACCUGCCUCCCUAUGACCCGAAGUGUGGCAUAGAUAGCACCAAAUACUUUCAAGCUUUGGUCAAUAACAUGUCCUUUGUAAAAUAUAAAGAGGUGUAUGCAGCAGCGGCAGAAGUUCUAGGACUUAUUCUUCAAUAUAUGACUAAGGAAAAAAAUGUGCUGGAGGAGUCCGUGUGCGAACUGGUUGUAAAACAAUUGAAGCAACAUCAGAAUAUGAUGGAGGACAAGUUCAUCGUGUGCUUGAACAGAGCGGUGAAGGGCUUCCCUCCACUGGCAGACAGGUUCUUGAACGCGGUGUUCUUUCUGCUGCCAAAAUUCCACGGAGUGAUGAAGACACUUUGUCUGGAGGUGAUACUUUGUCGUACGGAGGAAAUACCAGACCUGUACUUGCAGUUAAAGAGCAAGGACUUCGUCCAAGUCAUGAGACACAGAGAUGACGAAAGACAAAAAGUGUGUUUGGACAUAAUUUAUAAGAUGAUGGCAAAAUUAAAGCCAGUAGAGCUCCGGGAACUUCUGAACCCUGUUGCAGAAUUCAUUUCCCAUCCUUCUCCGAUGUGUAGGGAACAAAUGUAUAAUAUCCUCAUGUGGAUUUAUGAUAAUUACAGAGAUCCUGAAAGUCAAAAGGAUGAUGACUCCCAAGAAGUAUUUAAAUUGGCAAAGGAUGUGAUUUCUCCCCCUCUGCUUUUCAGAUUAAUUAUUCGGAAUUUCUGGAGCCAUGAAACCCGGUUACCUUCAAAUAUCCUGGACCGACUGUUGGCCCUGAGUUCCUUAUAUUCUCCUAAGAUCGAAAGCCACUUUUUAAGUUUAGCAACAAAUUUUCUGCUUGAAAUGACCAGCCUGAGCCCGGAUUACCCAAACCCCAUGUUUGAGCACCCUCUGUCGGAGUGUGAAUUUCAGGAGUACCCCAUCGAUCCUGACUGGCGUUUCCGAAGUACUGUUCUCACACCAAUGUUUGUCGAGACCCAGGCCUCCCCAGGCACGCUGCAGACCCACACCAGGGAAAACUCCCUCCCCGCGCAAGGGCCAAGGGCUGGGCAUGUAAGGGCCACGCAGCAGCAGUACGACUUCACACCCACACAGACUGCAGAUGGAAGAAGCUCUUUUAAUUGGCUGACUGGGAGCAGUAUUGAGCCGCUGGCGGAUCAGUCAUCCUCUGACUCCUUGGCUUCUUCCUUGCUGUUUGCCCACAAGAGAAGUGAAAAGUCCCAGCGACCUCCCUGGAAGGCAGUGGGACCUGGUUUUGGAGAAAAAAGGCUGAGCCUUCCUGGGGAUGAGGUGGAUAACACGGUGAAAGGGGGUACAGACCACCGGGCAGAAAUACUAAGGCUGCGCAGGCGAUUUUUAAAGGACCAAGAAAAAGUCAGUUUGAUUUAUGCCAAAAAAGGCAUUGCUGAACAAAAGCGAGAGAAGGAGAUGAAGAGUGAGUUGAAAAUGAAGCAAGACGCGCAGAUCGUUUUGUAUAGAAGUUACCGGCACGGAGACCUCCCAGACAUCCAGAUCAAGUGCAGCAGCCUCAUUGCCCCCCUGCAGGCCGUGGCGCAGAGAGACUCAUUAAUUGCGAAGCAGCUCUUUAGCAGCCUGUUUUCUGGGAUACUCAAAGAGAUGGAUAGAUUUAAGAUGGCAUCUGAAAAAAACAUCACUCAAAAGUUGCUCGAAGACUUCAGUCAUUUUCUUAACACCACUUUUUUGUUCUUCCCGCCGUUUGUGUCUUGCAUCCAGGAGAUCAGCUGCCAGCACGCAGCCUUGCUCAGCCUGCCGCCCGCCCUGGUCCGAACUGCCAGCCUGGCCAGCCUGCAGCAGCCCGGGGGCAUCCGCCUGCUGGAGGAGGCCCUGCUUCACCUGGCACCCGAAGAGCCGCCCGCCAAGCGAGUCCGUGGCAAGGCCUGUCUCCCUCCCGACACCCUGCGGUGGAUGGAGCUUGCUAAAUUGUAUCGAUCCAUUGGCGAGUACGAUGUCCUCCGGGGUAUUUUUAGCAGUGAGAUAGGAACAAAGCAAGUCACUCAGAAGGCCCUGCUCGCAGAAGCCAGAAGCGACUAUUCCGAAGCUGCUGAGCAAUACAAUGAGGCUCUCAGUGAGCAAGAGUGGGCAGGGGGUGAGCCCACGCAGGCCGAGAGGGACUUCUGGGAGCUGGCAUCUCUCGACUGCUACAACCACCUCUGUGAGUGGAAGUCCCUGGAGUACUGCUCUACAGCCAGCGUGGACAGCGAGAGCCCUCCAGAUUUAAGUAAAAUGUGGAGUCAACCGCUUUAUCAGGAGAUGUACCUGCCGUACAUGGUCCGCAGCAAGUUGAAGCUGCUGCUCCGAGGCGAGGGUGACCAGUCCCUGCUGACCUUCGUGGACGAGGCGAUGCGCAGGGAGCUGCAGCAGGCGCUCACAGAGCUGCAGUACAGCCAGGAGCUGAGUCUUCUGUACAUCCUGCAGGAUGACCUCGACAGGGCCAAGUACUAUGCUGAGCAGGGCAUUCAGAUUUUUAUGCAGAGUUAUUCUAGUAUUGAUGUCCUGUUACAUAGAAGUAGACUCAUCAAGUUACAGUCCGUUCAAGCUUUAACAGAAAUUCAGGAAUUCAUCAGCUUUAUAAGUAACCAAGGUAAUCUAUCAUCGAAGGCUUCCCUUAAGAGACUUCUGAAAACCUGGACAAACAGAUACCCAGAUGCUAAAAUGGACCCACUGCACAUCUGGGAUGACAUCAUCACAAAUCGGUGUUUCUUUCUCAGCAAAAUAGAGGAGAAGCUGGCUCCUGUCUCAGAUGACAGCAUGAGUGUGGAUGGUGAUGAAGGUCACAGCGAUGGGAGGGAUGAGCCCGAGGAGGGCGUCACUUCGCUGAUCCAGAGCUGCAGGUUCUCCAUGAAGAUGAAGCUGGUAGAAAGCGCGCGGCUGCAGAACAAUUUCUCACUUGCCAUGAAGCUGCUGAAGGAGCUGCAUAAGGAGUCGAAGACGAGAGCCGACUGGCAGGGCAAGUGGGUGCAGAGCUACUGCCGGCUGAGCCACCGCCGGAGCCAGGCCCGCAGCGCCCCGGAGCGGGUCCUCACCGUGCUGAAAACGGUCUCCCUGUUGGAUGAGACCACCACCUCCGGUUGCUUAAACAAAAAUAGCCUGGCUUCCUGUGAUCAGAACACUCUCUUGGGCACAACUUUCAGGAUCAUGGCUGACGCACUCAGCAGUGACCCCAGCUGCCUGGCUGACCUGGAAGAGGGCAGGGCGCAGCAGGUCCUGGAGCUUGCUGGGGCUCACACACAGGGCACAGAGAAGGUAACUUCGGGCCUGUACCAGAGAGCGUUCUUGCACCUCUCCAGAGCCGUGCAGACUGCUGAGGAUGCCCAGCCUUCCUGCCAGGACCACGAGCCUGCAGCUGGUGUGGUCGACGCUUAUAUGACGCUAGUGGAUUUCUGUGACCAGCAACUCCGCAGGGCAGAAGAAAGUGCAUCGGGUGAAUCAAAAGAGACAAAAACAAUUCCUGAUUCUGUAGAACUGCAGGUAUAUCCAGCGCUUGUGGUGGAGAAAAUGUUGAAAGCUUUAAAAUUAAAUUCCACUGAUGCCAGGCUGAAGUUUCCUAGAUUACUUCAGAUUCUAGAACAGUAUCCAGAGAAGACUUUGAGUCUAAUGACAAAAGAGAUCUCCUCCAUUCCCUGCUGGCAGUUCAUCGGCUGGAUCAGCCACAUGGUCGCUUUGCUGGACAAAGAGGAAGCCAGUGCUGUGCAGCGCCCGGUGGCAGAGCUCGCCGAGAGCUACCCGCAGGCCAUCAUCUACCCUUUCAUCAUAAGCAGCGAGAGCUUUUCCUUCCAAGACACUUCGGCUGGUCGUGAGAAUCAGGAGUUUGUGGCAAGGAUCAAAAGCAAAUUGGAUCAAGGAGGAGUGAUUCAAGAUUUUAUUAAUGCCCUGGAACAACUCUCUAAUCCUGAUAUGCUUUUUAAGGACUGGGUUGCUGAUAUAAAAGAAGAACUAGGAAAAAGCCCUGUCAAUAAAAGAAAUAUUGAACAAUUGUAUGAAAAGAUGUAUGCGGCCUUGGGCGACCCGCAGGCUCCAGGAGUGGGGCCCUUCAGAAGGAGGUUUAUUCAGGCCUUCGGAAAGGAAUUUGAUAAAUACUUUGGGAAAGGAGGUUCUAAGCUGCCUAAAAUGAAGCUCAGUGAAUUUAGUGACAUCACGGACAGGCUGCUUUUCAAAAUGAGAAAAGACGCAAAGCCUCCUGGAAACCUGAAGGAGUGCUCGCCCUGGCUGAGUGAGUUCAGCGUGGAGUUCCUGAGGAGCGAGCUGGAGGUUCCUGGUCAGUAUCACGGCCGGGGAAAGCCGUUGCCUGAGUACCAUGCACGGAUCUCUGGGUUUGAUGAGCGGGUAAAAGUAAUGAAUUCCAUCAGAAGACCGAAGCGCAUCAUCAUCCGGGGCCACGAUGAGCGGGAGUACCCUUUCCUGGUGAAGGGCGGUGAGGACCUGCGGCAGGACCAGCGCAUCGAGCAGCUCUUUGAGGUCAUGAACGUGGUCCUCUCCCAAGACGCUGCCUGCAGUCAGAGGAACAUGCAGCUGAGGACGUACCGGGUGGUGCCCAUGACCUCCAGAUUAGGAUUAAUUGAAUGGAUUGAAAAUACUGCUACCUUGAAGGACUUUCUUUUGAACAGCAUGUCCGCAGAGGAGAAGGAAGCAUACAUGAGUAAUGACGUCAGAGCACCAGGGAAGGACUACAAAGAGUGGCUGGCCAGGAUGUCGGGAAGACAGAAUGCUGGGAGUUACAUGUUGAUGUAUAAUGCAGCUAACCGUACAGAAACGGUCAUGGCGUUCAGAAAAAGAGAAAGCAAAGUGCCUGCUGACCUCUUGAAGCGGGCUUUUGUGAAGAUGAGCACCAGCCCCGAGGCCUUCCUGGCUCUGCGCUCCCACUUCGCCACCUCUCACGCCCUGCUGUGCAUCAGCCACUGGCUCCUUGGCAUCGGAGACAGGCACCUGAACAACUUCAUGGUGACCAUGGAGACAGGUGGCAUGAUUGGCAUCGACUUCGGACACGCAUUCGGAUCGGCCACUCAGUUUUUGCCGGUCCCCGAGUUGAUGCCCUUCCGCCUAACCCGCCAGUUCAUCAAUCUGCUGUUACCGAUGAAAGAAACGGGCCUCGUGUACAGCGUCAUGGUGCACGCGCUGCGGGCCUUCCGCGCAGAGGCCGGCCUGCUCACCAACACCAUGGACGUGUUCGUGAGGGAGCCGUCCUUCGACUGGAAGAAUUUUGAACAGAAAAUGCUGAAAAAAGGAGGAUCAUGGAUUCAAAAAGUAAAUGUAACUGAAAAAAAUUGGUAUCCUCGACAGAAAAUAUGUUACUCCAAGAGAAAGUUGGCAGGUGCCAAUCCAGCCGUUAUUACAUGUGAUGAGCUACUCCUGGGCCACGAGGAGUCGCCCGCCUUUGGGAGCUACACAGCCGUCGCGCGGGGCAGUCGAGAGCACAGCGUCCGUGCCCGAGAGCCAGAGAGUGGGCUUUCCGCAGAGGCCCAAGUGAGGUGCUUGCUGGACCAGGCGAUGGACCCCAACAUCCUGGGCAGGACUUGGGAAGGCUGGGAGCCCUGGAUGUGAGGCCCAAGUGGCCCACCAGCUCCCCAGCUCUUGGUGACAGCAGCCCAUGGUCUGAGGCCCCACAAAAAGGAAGUCUGUUGGCAGUAGCAUUUUGUGGCAUCUGUUUUAAUCAAGAUCAUUAUAAAUAUUGAUAUGAAUCAAGGAGUAGGUUAUUUGUAAUAGAAAAAUACAUGUGUCUGCUUAUCAAAAUAAGUCAAGAAUAAAUCGUUAGGGCCAGGGAGUUAGCUCAGUAGAAUAAACACUUGCCUAGCAAGUGCAAGGUCCUCAGUCCAAUCCCCUGUACCACAAAAAAAAAAAAAAAAAAAAAGAAUAAAUUGUUAAGACAAGCCAGCAGUCGCAGUACACGCGCUAUGUCUGCACACCCCGUAGACCACACUUGUGCGUGGUGGCCCACGGAGAUAGCCCCGGCGUACUCCCUCCCCAGGACUUUAUACGAGCCAACAGUGUAACCCCUAUGAUAUGCUUAUACAAUCGUAGGAAUAGUAAGAAAGAAAGGUAAAGCUGGACCCAUAGCAUAUUUCAAAAUGACUGCAUUGGACACCUCUCUGGGCUUUUCUCUUUAUGCUCCUCUAGUUUUGGUAGAUGUGCACUAGAGGAAGACGUCUCCGUUAGACAGAAGCCUGGAUCUUGGCAUUCGCUGGGCGCCUACCCGCUGAAGGUCCAGCCAAGGCUCUGUGCGGGCCAGGGGAGGCGGGGAAGGAGGGAAGGCGCUGUGGGGCAGCUCGGGCUUUGCUGCCUCUCGCGUCUCUGGGGGGUCUUGAAUAAAGACAAUCGACUAUAGAUACCUGCAAGGACCAUGUAUGGCAGUGGCUACCAUGCUGGACCUAGCACUCCACAUUUUUUAAAUAAAGACAUUUGUAU
Messenger RNA from Octodon degus (degu), 13254 nucleotides. It is a transcript of the gene Prkdc, whose product is annotated as protein kinase, DNA-activated, catalytic polypeptide. The record is from RefSeq and is a predicted model, not a curated record. Gene Ontology annotation, biological process: intrinsic apoptotic signaling pathway in response to DNA damage; immunoglobulin V(D)J recombination; telomere maintenance. Gene Ontology annotation, cellular component: nucleus. The coding region runs from base 1 to 12393 and encodes 4130 amino acids. Lineage: Eukaryota; Metazoa; Chordata; Mammalia; Rodentia; Octodontidae. The transcript has 86 exons. Gene Ontology annotation, molecular function: DNA-dependent protein kinase activity; protein binding.